CGUUGUACUUCCAUAAUGAGACUCUUUAAAGCUGCUGCUCCAUACAGCACAUUAAUCUAGUCACAGGGAUCUGGACUUUGGAAAUACGCAGUACUUUUGACACGAGUGGCGCGGCUACAUUUCGGCGUUUUCAUCCAUUUUUGUGGACUUACUUUCGCUUUGCUCGCAAACCAUAAGGAAACAUCAUGCUGCUCCUCUUACUGGGAAUCGUCGUCUUGCAUGUGGCUGCACUGGUUCUGCUCUUCGUGUCAACUAUAGUCAGUGCAUGGGUUGUUAACCCCAGCAGCAGUUCAGACCUCUGGACAAACUGCACCGCCUCUGGUUUGAAUGGAGAAACCAAAUGUGAGACUGCUGACACUGGAGUUUGGAUCCAGGCAGUCCAAGCCCUCAUGAUCCUGUCAAUCAUCUUCAGCUUCCUGUCUCUCUUCCUGUUCUUCUGCCAGCUCUUUACUCUUCAGAAGGGCGGACGCUUCUUCCUCACUGGAGCAUUCCAGAUCUUUGCUAGUCUUUUCGUAAUGAGUGGAGCUAUCAUUUAUACGGUAAUGAACCACGAAUGGGUCGCUACAAGCGAGUCCUACGGCUUUUCCUACAUCCUGGCCUGGGUAGCCUUCCCUCUGGCGUUCAUAAGCGGCUUAAUCUACGUCAUCUUGAGAAAACGAGAGUGAGGUGGCACCACCAUCUAGUGGCCGCCACCUGCAAGUACAGCUUUGAAGCCAAAGUAUUGCACUGCAUCCACCAAGAAGUGAAAUCACGCAGUAUCUUCACCCGGGGGGGGUCAGUCAAAAUCAACCCCACCGCCACCCCCGAAAAGACAUAUUCAAUACUGUCAUCAUUUGAAGAUGUGUAUAUAGUAUCUUUGGUUUAAAACCUAUUUAUAACACUUUUUACAUAUAUGUACAUAGUAUUUUAUGUUUGCUCUGUUGACAAAGAACCUCGGACAGCUUUUCGUUUAGCUAAUUAAGUGCCUAGAGUGCGUGUUUGUCGCAGAAAUGUGCAUCAUUAGCCAUAAUGUGUGUCUGUGUCAAUUUUUCCUUCCUUAUAAGGCCAAAAAUACUUAAAAAGGUUUUCGAUGUAUUUUAACCAAAGUGCAUGUAUUAAAUUAUAGAAAGGAAGGGUUUUCAAUGAAGCUGCGUUGAGAAUUCAUAGAUGAAGUAACUUAAACACCAUAGUUAGAUCUGCAAUUUAAAAAGCUUUAUUUUUUUGUUUUUUGUUUUUUUUCAACAAAAAUGGUGCUAUGUAUUUACCAUUCCUUUAACUAAUAGCCAUUUAGAUUUUAUUUAGAAAGACAUAACAUGACUGAAAGCCAAAAUCAGAACGCCACUGAAUAUUUUGUGCUUGUGCCUAUAACAUAAUGCUGUAUAUACAGUACUCACCAAAAAGGUUCAUUUUAUAAUAAAACAAACAAAAUGUGUUCUGAGUAGCAUGUGGUUAUUAGUCUAGAUUUGGGAGAUUGUAAUGGAGGAAUUGUAGUGAAAGACAUGGAACUAGUUGGAUUUCUAAAGUUACUUUUAAGAGCAGUAUUAGCAGUAGGAUUUGCGAAAUAAAUGUUGCAUUGAAAUCCAAAUACAAUUCAAAUGUGUAAUGUGUAAUGCAUUCGAUCACUUGUUAGAUGUUAUUAUAAUUGGGGCAUUACAGCUGAGGCGAACGCCCUGCAUUUUCAAAUCAAACAUGCAUAAAAAUAUCAGCUAAACAUGAAACGACGGUAAUUUUUUUCAUGCAUCAAAACGACAGCUUACAAUCCUCUAUAUAAACAAUAUAUCCAGAAAAGCAUAUUUAAAAGCAUCAAAGUGGCAGGUAGAAAUGCUAUGAACUGACCACUUUUAACAUGAUGGUGGACGCGUCGUAACACCUGCAUGCAUGGAAACAUUUUCAAUACUUGAAAUCUAACAUGCUGCAAUGUCUACCCUUUUGAGAUGCUCUGUUUCUACUCACAUAACUCACAGUAAUUCACAAUGUACUGUAAUAGCAUGUGAUUGUAUUAAAAGAGAAACGUAUUACUUACAAUCAAAGGCCCUGUUCUGAGGACCAUGUAUUAGAUUGCUUUACUCCAAAAACAAUAAAUGAUGUUGAACAUGUUGCCUGUUUUCAUGGUUGUAAUAGCUUGAGGAAUGUUUCACUAAAUCCCCUUCUGUUUUUUUCUGUGACUGAACAAACGCAGAAUAAUUUAUUUUACUUGCAAUAAAUCAGUUUGUCACUUUUA
Labeo rohita (rohu) is the source of this 2200-nucleotide messenger RNA. It is a transcript of the gene pmp22b, whose product is annotated as peripheral myelin protein 22b. The record is from RefSeq and is a predicted model, not a curated record. Lineage: Eukaryota; Metazoa; Chordata; Actinopteri; Cypriniformes; Cyprinidae. The transcript has 5 exons. Bases 186 to 665 code for a protein of 159 amino acids. Gene Ontology annotation, cellular component: plasma membrane.